Molecule: messenger RNA, 945 nt
Organism: Sciurus carolinensis (gray squirrel)
Lineage: Eukaryota; Metazoa; Chordata; Mammalia; Rodentia; Sciuridae
Gene: Lhfpl7
Product: LHFPL tetraspan subfamily member 7
Exons: 4
Coding region: 157-756 (199 amino acids)
Cellular component (GO): membrane
Source: RefSeq, a predicted model, not a curated record
CCUGGAGCAGGCUUCCACCUGGGCCUCCCUCCUGGCCGCGGGUGACCGGCUGGCCGUGAGCCUCCCACCUCCCGGACUUGGCCACAGCGCCACCACCUGGACCAUCACUCUCCCCCACUCACUUGCCCGGUGCCCCUAAGUGACCGGCGGCUCCUGAUGGUGGGCAGCGUGUGGGCAGCUCUGGGACUCUCCCUCACCUGCGUCUCGGCGCUCAGCCUGGUCUCCCCGGUCUGGUUCCAGACCGCCACCUGCUCCUUUGGCAUCUUCGCCUACUGCUCCUGGCCUCGGGGUGACAGCUGGAACCAGAGUUGUGUGGCCUUCACAUCCCUAGAGGAGAUGCCUGGCGUGGCCUGGAAGGCUUCAGCCAUAAUGCUCCUGGGAGGCUGGCUCCUACUGGCCUCCAAUGCGAUCCUCCUUCUGUCCUGGGCACUGGCCUCCAAAAGACUGUGCCCGAGGAGGGGCAGCGGACCAAUGCCAGGGCUGCAGGCGGUGGCAGCUGCCACCACCGUCGCAGGCCUGCUGCUUUUCCCAGCCAGCCUGGCCUCCCCAUUCGCCAAAGAAGUCUGCGAGGCCCCCUCCAUGUACCGUGGUGGGAAGUGCCGGCUGGGGUGGGGCUAUGUGACUGCCAUCCUCAACGCCAUCCUGGCCGGUCUCCUGCCCAUCAUCGGGUGGCCCCGCAAGACCAAGGUCCAGGGGAGGGCCGUCUUCUCCAGUGACACUGAGAGAAUCAUCUUUGUGCCAGAAAUAAGCAAAUAAAAAUCUCCCAGGAAGCACAGAAAGAGUCUCCUCUGCAGUUGGAUGAAAUCACUACGUGCUCAAGUUCAAAUCCCACCUCUGCGGCUUCCUUGCUGUGUGACCUCAGGCAAAUCACUUCCCUUCUCUGGACCCAUUUAUUCUGUAAAAUGGAGGGUUGUUAUGACAAUUAACUCGAGAUCUUCUAUGUAA